Molecule: messenger RNA, 1395 nt
Organism: Aspergillus nomiae NRRL 13137
Lineage: Eukaryota; Fungi; Ascomycota; Eurotiomycetes; Eurotiales; Aspergillaceae
Product: zinc-binding alcohol dehydrogenase family protein
Exons: 8
Coding region: 1-1395 (464 amino acids)
Molecular function (GO): oxidoreductase activity; zinc ion binding
Source: RefSeq, a predicted model, not a curated record
AUGAACAAAAGGCUAGAAGCUUCGUGGUCCAAUCUAAGGCACUUCUCGGGUAACAUCAUCAUAACAUCAUUCGUUCGGAUCUUCAAAGUUUCAAUCUUAACAGCUGCCCCAAAUUUGAAGAUAUUGUCACUUCGGGAACCACCAGCUAUGAACGCCGUGGGAGUCGAACAGUACGGUCCUAUUGAGAAUCUCAUAUGCCGGAAGAUUCCAAAGCCGGAUAAGCCACAAGGAAAGGAAUUGCUUAUCAAAGUGGAAGCUACCGCUGUCAAUCCGAUCGACACUAAAGUCAGGAAUGGAACAUAUGAUGAUGCACCAGAUUAUUAUAAAUUUGUGCCUCGUCCAUUCCAUAUCAUGGGAUAUGACGGCGCCGGCAUAGUUCAAGAAGUUGGCCCAGAAUGUACCAGAUUCAAACCCGGUGACGAAGUAUUCUAUGUAUCAUCUCCGACAAAACAAGGAGCCUAUUGUGAAUACCAAUUAGUUCCAGAGGUCACUGUCGGACAUAAACCAAAAUCACUGGAUUUCGUUGAAGCUGCCGCGAUGCCACUAACAUACGGAACUGCCUGCGAGUCCUUAUUGGAUCGGCUGGAGAUCAAAAAGGGAGAAAAGGUCGGUAUUCUGAUCAUCAAUGGCGCCGGUGGUGUAGGGGCCAUGGCAUCGCAAAUCGCGCGAUGGGUACUCGAGUUACCUGUCGUGAUUACCACGGCAUCGCGACCUGAGACGAUCGACUUCACUAAGAAGAUGGGAGCGACUCACGUUAUCAAUCAUCGGGAAGAUUUGAAGAAGCAGAUCGAUGAGCUCCAUCUUGAUGUGCCUAUCAAGUAUGUCUACAUCACCUAUUCCACGUCGCAGUACCUUAGUGUUUGUUCGGAUGUCAUUGCUCCGCUGGGUAAGGUUUGCUCAAUCGUUCAAUCCGCCGAUAUGAACAUGUAUGGUACUCAGUUUAUGUCCAAGUCUCUAGCAUUCAUCUGGUGCUGGCUUGGAUCGAGGAUGUACCAUGGCGUUGACACUAAUCAAUGGGAAAUGUUGGAAGAGCUCUCAGCUCUUAUUGACGCAGGCAAGAUCAAAUGCCACCUGACGAGGCGACUGCAAUUGAAUCUUGAAGGAAUUAAAGAGGCACAUAGGAUCCUUGAAUCUGGCAAGGCCAUUGGAAAGACGAUCCUAAUCCGCUACGACUCCCUAGAGGUAUAUCAGCAAUACGGGAGCAUCAUCGAGCAAAUGACCAAGGACAAAUUCGCAGAAAAGGGAGCCACGGAGCAGACUUUGUUCAUCUCUAUGAGGAGCAUGCCUCCUAUACAUACCACUUCAUUUGUCGCCCCGGAGAAUGUUACCGUGGAUGAUCUGAAGGGGGUUCAGUUUCCUGAAGGUGUACAUGUUGAUAUUCACCAGGAGGCAUGA